Molecule: messenger RNA, 824 nt
Organism: Pecten maximus
Lineage: Eukaryota; Metazoa; Mollusca; Bivalvia; Pectinida; Pectinidae
Product: phospholipase A and acyltransferase 2-like
Exons: 5
Coding region: 75-671 (198 amino acids)
Biological process (GO): N-acylphosphatidylethanolamine metabolic process
Cellular component (GO): cytoplasm
Molecular function (GO): A2-type glycerophospholipase activity; glycerophospholipid phospholipase A1 activity
Source: RefSeq, a predicted model, not a curated record
AGGUGUUCCGAACGCCCUGUACUUCCGCUCGCGCUGCCCGUUCAAGAAGCCGCUCAUAGAUUUUCAAACGGAGCAUGUCUUUUUGUAGCUCUAUCACUUCACAUAAUGCAAAAGUUCUCAAAGAGCUGGAAAUCGGAGAUCUGGUGGAAUUUUCGAGACAUUUUUAUAAUCACUGGGGAGUCUUUGUAGGAAACGAAGAUAUCGUCCAUCUGAUUGGAUGUAAAAACGACUGGAUCUCUGGUGUACAAUUUAUUGGGGAGGCUAUAGUUAAAAAGGAAAAUUUCUGGAAAGUCGCUGAUGGAUGCAAGACAAAAAAGAACAACAGUAAAGACAAGACAAGACGGCCGCGACCACCAUAUCAAAUCGAAAGGGACGCGUGUGCUUCGGUGGGAAAGACAGAAAAUGUGCAUUUUUUGUUGAACAACUGUGAACACUUUGCUUCCUAUUUAAGUUAUGGCAAGAAAUCUUCUGAUCAGGUUAGUCUCGGAUCACUACUGCUAGGUGGCGCUGCUGUGGCUGUAGUUGGGAUUUUUGGUGGACUUUUGGCAGGUGCUUUAAUACUCAACUCGAAGAUCAAAGAAAAUAGGGAUGAUGAAUCAAAUGAUACAACAUAUAUCGAAGAGUAUGACUUUCGUACUUAUUCAUGGGGCAGCAGUUACAGAUAUGGUUAAAUGUUACACUCGUAUUUAACUGGUUACCUUUCAAUCAUUGUUGUUAUAUUAAGGAGUAAUUGAAUAACUAUUGAAAUUGAACUUGUAUAUAUAUAUGCAACACGAAAAUGCUACGAUCAUCAUUAUGAGAAGAAUAAAAUAAUAUUUCAAUGA